GACGUCAGUUUUCUCCCAAAUCCGCCGUCCAAAACCUCCCGCGCGGCGGAACCCCAAACGACCAACCGAUCGCCGUCCCCGCUCUUCCAUCUUCCGACCACGACGACGACAACGACGCCGCGGAGCAAGGGACGGAGAGGAAGAGGUGGAGGAGGAGGAAGGCGUGGACAACUCCGGAGAUGAGAACGAGGAACCAAUCCAAAUCCGCCGAACCACCGCCAGCUCCAGUCGAUUCGGAAGCAGGAACUAGCACCGGCAGUAAACCAAAGCGCAGAAGAGUUUCUGGUUCCGCGGAUUCCAAAAUCACGAAGCGAUCGAAAAAGGCGACUUCUGAUGCACUUGUGGGCGGGAAACAACCGCACGAAACUGGGACCUCCGAUGCGGAGCGUGAAGAAAAGGUAAAGGUAUUGGUUGGGAAGAAUAGUGAAGGAAAAGAUGCAAAAGAAAAUGCCAAUGAAAUUGAAUUGAAGGGCUGUGAUACCAGAAAUGAUAAAGCAAGCACAUCAAUAGCAAGUGAAAAUGUGGGAGAUGAUGCAAAUGAAUUAGUCUGGGAAGAGGGCAGAGUUCCUGUUUCAGAGAACAAAGGAGGUUAUUCAUAUGAUGCUGGUAGGGAGCUGACUAUUGAAUUCACAGAUACACCAUCAUCUUCUGGAAAGAAGCUUCCUAGAAGAUUUUCUGCUAAAGAUAAGGAACUAGCUGAGCUUGUUCACAAAGUUCAUUUGCUAUGUCUACUUGCAAGAGGGAGGAUUGUUGACGAUGUGUGUAAUGAUCCUUUGAUUCAGGCUUCCUUACUUUCACUCUUACCACCCAGCUUGCUGGCAGUAGGAGAGAUUCAGAAGCUGACAGCCAACGGGUUAUACUACCUUGUGAAUUGGUUCCGGGACAAUUUCCAAGUAAGAAGUCACAAUACUGAUAGGGGCUCUUUUAAAGAAAAUCUUGCUUUUGCCCUUCAAACUCAUGAGGGGACAGCUGAAGAGGUUGCUGCACUUUCAGUUGCCUUGUUCAGAGCUCUUGACCUAACAACUCGGUUUGUAUCCGUACUUGAUGUAGCCUCUCUUAAGCCAGAUACCGAUAUGAUUGGAAUUACAAAACAAGAUACAGGGUCCUUGGAUAUUAAAAUAUCCUCUCCUUCAACCUCAGUCUUAGUGCCUCAUCAAAUUGAUGUUCCAUCUGAUGUUAAAUCGCUGGAUAAGACAAAUGAUCACAUUGAUCUUGCAUCAACCAGUAGAGCAUGCAAUGACCAAUUGAAUUCUUGUGCCACAAAUUUGGCUCAAGUAUCAAAAAGAAAAGGUGAUAUGGAGUUCGUGUUGGAGCUUGAAAGGGCCAUUUCAGCUACUGCGGCAGCUGUUCCAGAUGACAAGGUAGAUUCUAAGUCCGAUGAGUUGCCUGAUUGUUCAGUGGCACCAACUACUUCUGUGAAAAUGCUGAGGCAAAAUAAUGCUGUAGAUUCCUCGGUUUCAAGGCAUAGUAGUUCUGGCGCAUUGUGGUCUAGAAGGACUGGACCUCCUUUGUAUUGGGCAGAAGUCUACUGUAAUGGAGAGUCUUCAACUGGAAGGUGGGUGCAUGUUGAUGCUGCAAAUGCUGUAAUUGAUGGUUCUGAAAAGGUAGAAUCUGCAGCUGCUGCUUCCCGAAAGCCAUUAAGAUAUGUUGUCGCUUUUGCUGGAAAAGGUGCUAAAGAUGUGACACGCAGGUAUUGCAUGCACUGGUACAAGAUUGCUCCCAAAAGAAUAAGUUCAGAUUGGUGGGAUUCAGUGGUAGCUCCACUGAAGACAUUGGAAUCGGCUGUAACCGGAAGUGUGGUUCAGUUGGAGCAAUUACAAGCGACCUCCAUUGAAAGUGAAAAUGAUCCAGACAGAUCGACAAACAAAGUCUCAAAGAUUGAAGCUUCAGUUGACUUCCAUGGGAGUGCUUCAAGGGCUUCUCUUGAAGAUAUGGAGCUUGCAACCAGAGCUUUAACCGAGCCUCUUCCUACCAAUCAACUGGCAUACAAGAAUCACCACCUUUAUGCUAUCGAAAAGUGGCUGACUAAGACUCAAGUCCUUCAUCCAAAGGGUCCGAUUUUGGGUUAUUGUUCAGGCCAUCCAGUUUACCCUCGAUCAUGUGUUAAGACCCUCCAAACAAAGCAGAAGUGGCUACGAGAGGGCCUGCAAGUCAGAGCUGGUGAAACUCCUGCAAAGGUUCUUCGACGUUCAAAAUAUUCUGUCAGUGAUCAAACAUCUGAAAUGGAUGAUUCUAUCGAAAUUUCUGGUCAGCCAUCCACUGAGCUUUUCGGUAUGUGGCAAUUGGAACCCCUACAACUGCCUCAUGCAGCAAAUGGUAUUGUGCCAAAGAAUGAGAGGGGUCAAGUAGAAGUGUGGUCUGAGAAAUGCCUACCUCCUGGCACUGUGCACCUGAGGCUUCCCAGAUCGGCACCGGUUGCGAAGAGAUUGGAGAUUGAUUUUGCACCUGCGAUGGUUGGAUUUGACUUCCGCAAUGGUCGUUGUGUUCCUAUGUUUGAUGGGAUUGUGGUUUGCAGCGAGUUCAAGAAUGGUAUCUUGGAGGCAUAUGCGGAAGAAGAAGAGAGAAGAGAAUCCGAAGAGAGAAAAAGGAUCGAAAGCCAAGCUCUCUCGAGGUGGUUUCAGCUCCUCUCCUCCAUCAUCACAAGGCAAAAGUUGAAGAACUCCUACGUUGUGAACUCCUCGGCCCCUCCACAUGUAGUUCAAGAAAAUGUAAACACGGCAUCAACCUCGACCUCAAAGUUUCCGGAACAUGGAUCUGUCGAGGUUUUGAGGCCCCUUGUGCCAGCCGGCCAUGACCAUGUCCAUGUGUAUCCGGCAGAGAACCAGAGCUUCGAUGAGGAAACGAUGGUACGGACCAAGAGGUGUCCAUGUGGAUUCUCUAUUGAAGUUGAGGAGUUAUAAGUUAUCGUUUCUUGUUCAAGUUGGGAUUUCAUUAAACCUAAGCUUUUGAUCAAGUUUGCACUUUGAUCCAUUUUACAGAAAUUUUUAUUUUGCCAGUGAAGUUCGUCUCCUUUUUUAAUUUAUUUUUGCAAAAAUCUUAUUUAUUUCUAA
Messenger RNA from Zingiber officinale, 3050 nucleotides. Its product is annotated as DNA repair protein RAD4-like. Gene Ontology annotation, biological process: nucleotide-excision repair; mismatch repair. Lineage: Eukaryota; Viridiplantae; Streptophyta; Magnoliopsida; Zingiberales; Zingiberaceae. The transcript has 14 exons. The record is from RefSeq and is a predicted model, not a curated record. Gene Ontology annotation, cellular component: cytoplasm; nucleotide-excision repair factor 2 complex; XPC complex. Gene Ontology annotation, molecular function: single-stranded DNA binding; damaged DNA binding. Bases 180 to 2900 code for a protein of 906 amino acids.